AUGAAUCCAAACAACCUAGACCCGAAUGAAGUAUACAUAGAUGUGGAUGAAGAUAUUGAAACAUUUGAGCUACAUGAUUUCAGUGAAUUUUUCACAAUUUCGACUGCAUUUGAUAGUAAAGAUGCACUAGUCGAGUGGGCGAUGAAUAUGGCCAUCAGUCAAGGACAUGAGAUUAGGCGACAGUCUUACCACGAGGGCCGACAAUAUUUAACUUGUAAAAGAGCCUAUAAGAGUCGAGGAAAAAAUGCAAAUGUCAAAACAAGCCGGAAGUCCGGUUCAAUAAAGUGUAAAUGCCCUUUUGCGCUAUGGGGUAAAGAGGGUCGUGAUGGAUUAUGGCGCCUUACCAUAAAAAAUGGCAAUCACAAUCAUAAUCCUCAUAAAUAUCCACAAGGACUACGUUCGCUAAGUCGCCUGACUGAAGAGCAACGAGAAGUGACAAAGAUACUGAAAAAGAGCCAUGUGAAGCCGAAAGAAAUUUUGCAUCAUCUGAGACAGAUGAAUCCGGAUACGGCUGCGGCCUUGAGAGAUGUGUACAAUGAAUCACAGAAAAUUAGACGAGAGGAAAUGAAAGGAAAAACAGUUAUACAACAUCUGUGGCACGAACUAAGUGAGAGUGGAUACAGCAAAUGGCAUCGAACAAAUCCAGCUGGUGAUGCAGUGCAAGACGUUAUGUUUGCGCACCCUAAUUCAAUAAAGCUUUUGCAGUUAUUUCCAUACGUCAUCUUGAUGGAUUGCACGUACAAGACUAACAGAUAUGAAAUGCCUCUUUUGGAGAUCAUUGGGGUUACUCCCGUGGGAAGGAACUUCACUAUUGCCGUUGCUUUUAUGUCACGUGAAGAUGAGGACACUUAUGCAUGGACAUUGCGAUGUUUGCGAGACAUAUUACCAAUCGGGAUAGAACCAGAAGUGAUACUGACAGAUCGUGAGUUGGGCCUACUGAAAGCGUUGCCAAACGUGUUUCCACAUUCGCAUCACAUGUUAUGUUUAUAUCACAUAAACAGAAACGUUGAGGCAAACGCGUCAAAAUUCUUGGGUAACACCAAGUUGGGUGUACUGUUCCGGAGGACGGUGUGGGCAAAGUUAGUCGAAUCUGAGACUGAGGAAGAAUACGAAUGCAACUAUAGAGAGAUAGUAGAGAGUGCACAUCGUGCAUCGAAGCGUUGGAUCCAAACAUCGACUGGAGCUAUGGAUACAGUUCAAAAUGCACUAGAUGCGCAAGUUGACCUUCAAAUUAAUGAAUUGAAGGUGGAAAACGAAAGCAGUAGAACAGUCAGGAUGUACAGUACUUCACUGUCGUGCUUCGGUGCUUUGGUAUAUAACGUAUCACACAAAGCACUGGACCUGUUGGAUAAAGAGUACAAAAAGUUGGAAAAGAAUCCGGAUAGUUGCAACUGUUACCUAAGGCGAACCCACGGACUCCCGUGUGCGUGUAUGAUUGCAGUUAAAAUUGCUGAGGGAGAUACUUUUUAUCCGCAACAGUUACAUCCAUUCUGGAGAACGUUGGUUGUCGAGCCGAACUCGGAUCCAUGGGAGGACGAGGAGGAACCGUUUGAUCGCAACGUUGCAAUUAAGAAAGUUCUUCUCGAUGAGUUCGAGAAGUUAUCAAACAAAGAUUACAUGUCCCUAAAAAAUGCGGCCGACUAUUUACGGGACCAAAAUAAUCCUUCUUCAACGCAUUUACAAGAGCCGUCAUUUGUGAAGGCUAAGGGACGACCUAAGAAUAACUCGAUGAAGAGGAACUUGUCCGGACAUGAGCACAUGAUGAAUCGGAAGUCCGAAGUUAAAUCUUCUUCGGGCUCUAAGGGUCGCAAAACCCCGACCGAAAGGACCCCACAGUCAAAAUUUGAAGCUGGUACGCCAGAGUCAAAGGUUAAAGGUCGUCCUCGCGGACGUACUAAAUCGACUGAAGAAUCAGUUGUUACUGCCGGGGACCGGGUCAAUUUCUUUUCAACGCAAUGGUAUUAA
Molecule: messenger RNA, 1965 nt
Organism: Erythranthe guttata (spotted monkey flower)
Lineage: Eukaryota; Viridiplantae; Streptophyta; Magnoliopsida; Lamiales; Phrymaceae
Source: RefSeq, a predicted model, not a curated record